Peromyscus maniculatus bairdii (prairie deer mouse) is the source of this 1408-nucleotide messenger RNA. The record is from RefSeq and is a predicted model, not a curated record. NCBI's taxonomy places the organism in Eukaryota, Metazoa, Chordata, Mammalia, Rodentia, Cricetidae.
UUAGGGAGUCCUGUCACCAUCUGGUGUGAGGGGACCAGAGAAACCCAAACAUAUGUGCUACAUAAAGAGGGAAGUCCAGAACUCUGGGACAGACAGACCCAAAAGGAUCUCAACAAUAAGGCAAAAUUCACUAUCCCUUCCGUGACAACACUGCAUGCAGGGAACUAUCACUGUUACUGUUACAGCUCUGCUAGGUGGUCACAAAACAGUGACACCUUGAAGCUGGUGGUGACAGGAGUCUAUCCCAGCAAAGUCUCCUUGUCAGCCCAGCAUAGCCCUGUGGUGACCUCAGGAGGGUAUGUGUACCUUAAGUGUUUCUCUCAGCAUGGAUAUAACAGGUUCAUUCUAAUUAUGGAAGAUGAGAAAUUCUCCAGGGCCAUGGACUCACAGUAUACAUACUACAGGGACUUCUGGGCGCUGUUCAAUGUGGGUCCUGUGAAUCCCCAAAAGAGAUGGAUUUUCACAUGCUAUGGCUAUUACUGGAACAGCCCCCAGCUGUGGUCAGUAUCCAGUAACCAUCUAGAGCUCCUAAUCUCAGGGACCCUCCACGAACCCACCAUCUGGGCUGAGCCAGGCACGCUGAUCACCUUAGGGAGUCCUGUCACCAUCUGGUGUGAGGGGACCAGAGAAACCGAAAUAUAUGUGUUACAUAAAGAGGGAAACCUAGAACCCGGGGACAAACAGACCCAAAAGAAUGACAACAAUAGGGCAAAAUUCACCAUCCCAUCUGUGACAACACUGCAUGCAGGGAAAUAUCACUGUUACUCCUACAACUCUGCUGGGUGGUCACAGCGCAGUGGUACCCUGGAGGUGGUGGUGACAGGAGUCUCCAUCAAACCCAGACUGGUAGCCCUGAACAGCCCUGUUGUAACUGUAGGACAGUCUGUGAUCCUCUCAUGUACCUCAAAUCAGAGAUACAACAGGUUCAGUUUAAUUAAGAACAAGCAGAAGUUUUCCAGCUCCAUGGGCUCCCAGAAUGUAUAUACUGGGCUGUCUUCUGCCAGGUUCCAAGUGGGUCUCAUGACCUCCAGCCAAAGAUGGAGUUUCAGAUGCUAUGGCUAUCACACAAGCAAGCCUCAAGUGUGGUCAGAAGGGAGUGACAUCCUCGAGCUUCUAGUCUCAGGGACCCUCCAGAAACCCAGCAUCUGGGCUGAGCCAGGCUCUGUGAUCACUUCAGGGAAUCCUGUGACAAUCUGGUGUGAGGGAACAAUGGAAACUCAAAUAUAUUUCCUGUAUAAAGAAGGAAGCCCAGCACGCAGGAGCACAUUAACUGCACCAGUGCCUGAUCACAGGGCUAAGUUUUUCAUCCCAUCCAUGAGAGAACACAAUGCAGGACGAUAUCGCUGUUACUGUUAUAACUCUGCUGGGUGGACAGAGCACAGUGACACCCUAGAGCUGGUGGUGACAG